GUAGAAUACAAAAUGGCAGCCACCUGUGUCAACUUUUAUUUAGUACAGGAAAGUUAGACAUUUCGUGUAGCAGAGUCUUUCUAACAGAAAUGUCGAAAUUGAAAUGUGUUUGUAAUGUGUUCCAUAACUUAGAUGAUUACCGUAGGAGAUUCUGACGUUGGUACUAAGUCACCGUGAGAAUAAUAUUGCGGACGCCAACCGUACAGUGACAGUGCAUAGAAAUAGAGUUUGGAAAGACCGACUCACUGUAUUUGACUUUGUGGAAGUUGCUGUCAUUACUGACACUCAAGACUAAAACAGGCGACUGUGUUGAAAUUACAUAUCUACGUACUCUUACACGGUACUGGUAUAGUUAAUGCAACAUGUCAUUCUUCAGUGGUUUCAAAAAGAUAUUUAAUAUCGGUGGUAAUAAUGGUGACCAAAAGAAGAAGCGGGCAGAUUUAUUCAAACACAUCAAACAAGAGGAAGAUCCGGAGGAUUACUGGGAAAUUGUAGGGGAACUAGGAGAUGGGGCGUUUGGGAAAGUGUACAAGGCGAAACACAAGCAGCAGAAUAUAUUUGCAGCUGCCAAAAUUGUUGAUCUGCAUGGAGAAGAAGAAAUUGAGGAUUUCCUUGGCGAAAUCAAUAUUUUGGCGGAAUGUCAGCACGAUAACAUCGUGGGCCUCCAUGAGUCCUUCUACUUCAACAACCAACUCUGGAUUCUGCUGGAGUUCUGUGAGGGUGGUGCAGUUGACAAUAUUAUGAUUGAGCUUGAGAAAUCACUAACGGAAGCACAGAUUCGCUACAUUUGCCGGGAGAUGUGCGUCGCUCUCAAGUUCCUGCACCAGAUGAAAGUCAUCCACCGCGAUCUGAAAGCUGGCAAUGUCCUCUUGACCCUAGAUGGUCAAGUUAAACUAGCUGAUUUUGGAGUGUCUGCCAAAAAUGUGUCAACACUACAGAGGCGAGGUUCAUUUAUUGGAACACCAUACUGGAUGGCGCCAGAGGUGAUAAUAUGUGAAGCCAUGAGGGAAAACCUGUACGACUACAAGGCAGACAUCUGGAGUUUAGGAAUUACGCUCAUCGAAUUCGCGCAGUCGGAACCGCCGAAUCACGAGAUGAACCCAGUGCGCGUUCUGUUUAAGAUACAGAAGUCUGACCCACCAACUCUGAACUAUCCCAGCAAAUGGUCGCCCGAGUUCAUAGACUUCCUGCAGCGUUGCUUGGUGAAGGAGCCAAUGUUGAGAGCUUCAACAGAAGAGCUGUUGGAGCACCCGUUCCUCGCUAAGGUCACCAACAGCAAGCCUAUAAGGGAGCUCAUCGCUGAAGCGAAAGCAGAGAUCAUCGAGGAGGAGGAAGAUUUAGAUGAGCAGUCGGCACUAGAGGAAGCGAGAAAGCGUGGGUCGGUGAUGUCAUUUGACAACUUGACCGAGUCUGGCUCGAUAUCAAAUCUGAGCGAGUUGACAGAGGUGGACGAUGACAGUGACGUGUCAUCUGCGCCUCCCACGCCUGCACUGUCUGAGAGAGACGUACAGACACAGCUGCGUAUGGAGGCACAAAGGAAGCAGCAGGAGCAGCGUCGGACACCCGAGAAGGAAAAGGCGGUCGCCGAACCAGUGGCGGCUGCAGCUGCAGAUGAAAAUGUGUCAGUUGUUUCGGUUGAGGAGCCAGCUAUGGCAUCUACAGUGGAGAUCGCUGCAGCAGACGAGCAGACGAACGCCACGAGGCCAGACGAGGAGGAGGGCGACCGGCAAGAUUCCAGCGAACCACUCGCGCCUGCAUCGCAGCAAUCGGACCCGAGCCCAACGGCGCCACCUGCAGGCGAUGAGGUGCGGGACGUUCCCGCCUUUGCUGCAGACGAACUCGCGAUGGAAGUGCAGGGAGACGUUGCGCCGGUGACCCAGUUGGAGGAAGAGGCAGGCACAGAGACCAGCGAGACGCAAGCAGAGGCCAGUGAGAUGCAAGCAGAGGCCAGCGAGACACAGGCUGAGACCAGCGAGACGCAAGCAGAGACCAGCGAGAUGCAGGCUGAGACCAGCGAGACACGUACAGGUCUCAGUGAGACGCACACAGAGCAGGAGACUCCGUGGGGGGAUGAUGGGGAGCGGGUGGCGACGGAUGUGGCACCAGCAGGGGGCACCACAGAAACAGAGGCACAUGUCACGGCAGUGCCACCAGAGGGCGUGGCGGACGCGGCGUCGGAUGUGCCUGAGCGCGGCAUGGAGAAGUCAUCUGACCACCGGUCAGGAGUGACCGUGAUCGAAGUGCGGCCGGAAGACUUCUCGGCUGGCGGCGACGGACAGGUGGCGCCGGUGGCGACCGACGACAACGGCGGAGCACCGGGCAUAUCGACAACGGCUGCAACCAGUGAGCAGCUUCCCGGGGAGAAAGCGGAGAAGGCGGAGGAGGAGGAGGAGGAGAAGGAGGAGGAGAGGGAGGCUGACGCAAGGCGCGACGACCGGAGCAGCUCUCCGGAGAAUGUCUUCCCUGAGGAGGUCAUACUGGAGAGCGACGGCGCAGGGGAGCACGUCGUCGCGGCAGAGGCAGCAUCUGCCGCCACCGCAGGUGACGACCCUAAUGGAACGACUGUGAGCAUCACAGACGGAGCGGGCGGUGUAGGGUACACUAGUGGUGCGGCAAUGGCUUCGUCUUCACCAGGCAAACAAGCAGCACAGGAGGAAUCUGAGGAGGAAUUAUCCACAAAGACGGAGAACGAGGACGUGAGCCGGGCGAUCGACGAGGCCUUCAGCUUCCAGGACGACUUCGACGAUUCGACCCCCAGCGGCGAACAGGUCAAGCCAUCCGAGACUGCCGCCGCCGUGGCAGACGUCACGCUGAAGCCUGACGCCGAAGAUGGUGAGGUCACGGUCGACUACAACGACACUACGCUGGACGCGAGCGCCCACGCGCCGCCCGAGCCGGCCACUGGAGGGCGCCACCGCGAGACGCCGUCGCCAGAGAAGUCGCCACCGCGGGCGGCGGCAGAGGCGGCGCCCCCUGGCGAGCGACCAAGAGAGAAGUCGCCACCGCGGGCGGCGGCAGAGGACGGCGGCAAGAAGGCGGCCAUGCUGAAACAAGAGCUGGAUAAGAUCUCGGAGACGGCCAGCAUGAAGACGCAGGACAGCUCCGACAGUCUGGACUCAAAGCAGCAGGAAGAGGGUGGAGAUGGUAACAUAGUUGCAGAGCGAAGGAAGCAAAGUCGUUAUCGCACGCAGAAGCGAACACGAAAGUUCUUAGUCGAUGGUGUCAUGGUUACCACGACGACGCAGAGAAUUGUUGGAGCGAAUGACAAGAAUCAGCAGAAGGAGGACCAUGCGCUUAGGAAGAUGGAGCUGCGUGAGCUGAAGCUGCUGCAGAAGCAGGAGCAGAAGCAGUUUCAGGACCUCGCCUACAAGGCGCAGUUCAUGCGCGAGCAGCAGGAGAAGAAGAGCGAUAGCGACAUGCAGGGACUGGUGAAGAACUAUCAGAAUGAUCUCGAUGCUCUGGACAGGCAGCAGAAGCAGCAGGUUGAGCGGGCGGAGCAGGUGCAGGCAAUGGACCUGCGCAACACCUCACGGAAUAUCAAGUCCGAACAGGAGAAAGCUCUGAGGGCAUUCCGCGAAAGUCUGAAGCAGGAGAUGAAAUACUUGAAGACAGAGGUAGACAUGAUUCCAAAGGACAAGCGGAAAGAGGUGUUUAAGAAGAGGAAAGAAGCUAUGGAGAAUGAACAUGCUGAAAGAGAGAGGCGUUUCAUUGAGAAGCUGGCUGAAGAUCAUGACAGCACCCUCAAACGGCUCUCUGACCAACACAGGGAGAAAAUCGCACUGCUAGAGAAGCAAUUUCUGCAGCAAAAGCAGCAGCUGCUUAGAGCUCGCGAGGCCGCUAUCUGGGAGCUAGAAGAGCGACAGCUACAUGAGAAACACCAGCUGGCUAGGCGACAGCUGAAGGAUGUCUUCUUCCUCCAACGACACCAGAUGCUUAUUAGACACGAAAAGGAACUGGAGCAGGUGCGUAGACUGAACCAACAGAAGGAGGAGGAGGUGCUGAGGAGGCAUGUGGUCGAGAAGAAGACGCUCCCGAAGAGGCAGCGGCAGGAGAUGAAGGUCCGCUCGCUCAUGUUUAAGGAGAGUCUGCGCAUCAGCAACCAGGGCGCGAAUCCGGACAUCGACCGAGCAAAAAUCAAACACUUUGAGGAACUGGAGAAGAAGCGCUACAAGGGUGACCUCGUCAAACAGCAGCACAAGCAACGGCGCCAGCUGGAGGCGCUGCGGGCAAAUGCCGAGAUGGCGCUGAAGGAACUCGAGCAGCUGCAGAACGAGAAGCGCAAGAUGAUCACCGAGCACGAGACGACGAAGCUGCGGGAGCGCGACGCCAUCUACCAGCAGGAGCUCAACGACUGGCGCAUACAGCUGAAACCGAGGAAGCAGAACCUUGAAGAAGAAUUUGUGAAGCAGAAAGAGGAGCAGGAGAGAUUCUACGGGCAGCAGUUAGGAAAUGGAACGUCGCACACGAGUGAUGCGGCGUCCAAUGGAAACGGGAUGAACAACGGCGGACAGGCGGCGGCGGGCGAAGAAAACUCGUCUGCAGGAAUGCCGCCACCAUAUAUGGUGUACUAGCGCAGGUUCGAGGCUUCAUCGGAUCUAUUGUAACACCGAGCUGCUGCUGACGAUGAUCGAAUCAACUGCUGCUGCGCUCUGAUCUGUCAUUACUCCCAGUUACUGCUGCUGCUGCUGAUCGAAUGAAAUGUGGCCGCAUUUAGGGCUUGCGCCUAUGAUUUCCUUCGGUAGGCAUCCACGCGGACACGGCUUCUCGUUGUCACGUAACUCUAUAGGGAAUCGCUGCGAUGGUUAGUCGCCGGUAAACUACGUGCGUGAGUUCACACAGUGUUCUGCUAAUCCUUGUCGGUGGUCGGUAGCGCCGGUCACACUCUCAGCAUGUUGACGCUCGACGCUCCGCAUAUUAACCAGUUAUUAUAUAUCACGCAUUAAGUAUCGAUUAACGUUAUUGCGUACAAGAAUGGCGGUGGCGACGGCACGGUGCAGGCGGUGGUGUAAUGCACGAUGUAGCAGGCGGUUGCACGAGUGAUGGGAGUCGCACACUAGGUAACGUAUCAAUGAUGAACAGUUUGUAAAAAGAACAUUUUGUGAUGUGAUUUUUUUAGUUGAAUAUUUUUGGCAAAUCAAUUACGCAGAACGUACGCGCGAGCAUGGAAAGAUGUAUGCGGGUGUAUUUGAGGUGGAUAGCCUUAUGAUGGUUGGGAAGGGUAGAAUACCUGAUAGGUGGUAGUACGGCUGGAAACUGUGUGUGCUGGCAGCAGGAAUGGAGACUUCAUCUUGUAACGUAUAGUAAAAACGAAAUGUGUACUUUUACAGCUACCAUCUGGGGGAUUCUGUGUGCAGGGACUUUGUUUUCUAACUUGUAUUUUUUGAUUGGAGUAUGAAAUUUACGGGAUCUAUUUGUGAUGAUGACUCUACGUCGAGUUUCUACAACAGUGUGCAUGGAAUUUAAUUAUUAUUGAAAUCCAUUUAGUGAUCACAAUCUGAAGGUCUUGUCCAUUCAAAACCGAAUCAGAAGUUGUAGUUUCCGUUCUGUUGCAAAUCGGAAACUGGCAUCCUCACUAGAAUCCACAGUGACGUGAACGGGCAUUGCCAGAAAUGGGUCUGCCAAUCCUUGAGUUAACCACUUAAAGUUAGAUGGACAUAUGCCUGCCUUCAUAUUAGUAUAUGUUAAAGAUGGAUGCUCUCACGACUACGGGUGCCUAGUGAAUGUUCUGUAAAUGUGAUGUCUGCUUGAAAAUGCAAGCUACCACUCACUGUAGAGCGAGGAAUCCAAUCACACGCACUGGGCUUUCCAACGUGCCGCUGCCUAGAUUCUGUCGGUGCUAGUGCGUGUUGUGUGACCCUGUGCACAUGAAUUCACAUUGGCUUAUAACGGGCUGUGGUCCGAAAUAGGGCGUAAUAAAUUAUAAUGGUUGGGUUUUCCUAGGUUUCUGUAAAGGUCACUUGCUGCACGAUGAAACGAAAGAUGCUCUUCAUAAGUAAAGCUUGUUUACUUGUUCGCAGGCAAUGGCUCCGUUGUCUGUAUGUACGUGUUAUUGUCAGCUCGCCCAAGCAAUGGCACUCGUCUGCGUUUUAAUGCCACGUGCCAAACGACUGUGGCUAGUACGUCCGGUACUCUUGAUGCUCGAUGAUUUUGCUUGAUAAUUUAACCGAUUUUUGUGUGUGUGCAGCACUCACAUGAUAUAAGAGGGCCAAGUUGAUGGGGGACUGCAUCCUAGUAAGCAAUAGCCGAUCUAAUUAUAAAAUGGUUAGCGGAAAUGUUGCGUAAAUACAAGGGUGAAUGUGAGCGCUUUGUGCUUUACAGUAUGAUUUCGUAUGCGACUAAUCUGCAAUGUACCGAGCAUUUGAUUAAUAAGUCUGUAAAUAUGUGUAGCAAUGCCGGCGUCACUCAGUGUUAGUCACGCAGUGUAAUCCACUAUAUGCACUCUCGGCAGUUCCACCAUCGUUGCACCAAAAUUCGUCUGAAAUCCAAACAAAGUUGGCGCACUGCUCGUACAGUUAUUGCAAAAAUUGCCUACUCGAACAUUUUAUUGUAGAGCAAAGUCUAGGAAGAUACAGACAUAGUUUCGACGUAAUAAAACAAGCAGGCGAGCACAAACGGUGUCUUAGAA
This is a messenger RNA of Priapulus caudatus, 6625 nucleotides long. RefSeq names its product serine/threonine-protein kinase 10-like. NCBI's taxonomy places the organism in Eukaryota, Metazoa, Priapulida, Priapulimorpha, Priapulimorphida, Priapulidae. The transcript has 22 exons. The record is from RefSeq and is a predicted model, not a curated record. Gene Ontology annotation, biological process: protein phosphorylation. The coding region runs from base 363 to 4571 and encodes 1402 amino acids. Gene Ontology annotation, molecular function: protein serine/threonine kinase activity; ATP binding.